Molecule: messenger RNA, 1330 nt
Organism: Hibiscus syriacus
Lineage: Eukaryota; Viridiplantae; Streptophyta; Magnoliopsida; Malvales; Malvaceae
Exons: 5
Coding region: 1-1074 (357 amino acids)
Source: RefSeq, a predicted model, not a curated record
AUGAAAAGCAGCAAAACAACAAAACAAAACAGCAGCGGCACCUGGGGACUCUUCCAGUAUGUUACGAAGAAAAGUAGUGUAGUUCCAUUGGAAUCAAAGCCAUCUCUCCGUAAAGGUUCGGGAUUAACGUCUAGUGGUCGUGUUAACAAGAGUAAAAAUCCUUCUCAGUUGGAGAACUCUUUGAAGAUCACUGAAAAUUCUCUUGAUCCUCAUGAGAGUGAUGUGAUUGCUAAUGCUUCUGUCUUGGUGAGUGAGCAUCAGGAUCAGGAUGUUUCUUUGCUGGAUCAUUGUGAUGAUACUACGCAGUCAGAAACACAGUUGAAUAGCCAUCAGAAUGGUGAUGUGGUUGAGAGUGCUAAUGAACUUGCUGCUGGUCUUGAUGCCGGCUUAAAAACUAUUGUCGGGUCUUCCCAAUGUGAGGAAGAAUCAACCAUCUCACCAACAGCUUGGGUGGAAAAAGAAGAGCACCAGAACCUGCCUAAUGUAUGUGAUGACAAAACGGCUGAAAUUACAUCUUCAACUGACAUAGCACCUGUUGAAUCAACAAGUCCACGGGUGCGGCAUUCUCUGUCACAGAUGCUGCAAGAAGAACGUAGCGAAGGUUACAUUACUGAAUGGGGAAAUGCUGAAAGUCUGCCUGCAAUGGUUUACCAAAACGAUGCACCCAAGGGAUUAAAGAAGCUGUUAAAAUUUGCUCGGAAGAGUAAGGGGGAUGCAAAUAUAACUGGCUGGUCUAGCCCAUCAGUCUUUUCUGAAGGAGAGGACACAGAAGAAUCAAAAGUUACUAAUAAGAGAAAUUCUGAUAACCUAAUGCGAAAGGUUGCCCUUAAAAUAAAGAACCAUGGUCAAGAAAAGACAUUGCUGUCCGAUGGCUUUGACCAUAAUUUGAGUUCUCACGGGCUUCGAUCUGCUCAAUCAGGUGUCAGAACGUUUGAUGCACACACAAAAUGCAGCAUGGCAGCGUCUCUGCCACAGCCUCAAUUACUAAAGGGACACGGUCAUUCUUCUCCCUUUCAACAUUUAGGGGUGGUAAACCAAGUUAGAGAAGCUUCUGUAAAGCUAGGAUGUUUAUAAAGAGUCGAGGUUAUCGGUGUCUGCGGUCUCAAUAUUUAGGCUACAUAAACUUUGUUGGAGCAAAAGUUUCCUCUGCAUUUCUCUUUUUGUUGUAUUCUUUUGCAUGUCAGCUGCGAAGGAUCAUCUCUCUGUUGGUGGAGUGUUGACGUAUAUACCAGUACAUUAGGAUCCCCAUCAUGCUAAACACUUUGUCCCCUGUUAAUCAUUCAUUAUGUUGAGAACAUAAAAACAAUGAUGAAUUAAUGGAUUUUCUUUA